Chroicocephalus ridibundus (black-headed gull) is the source of this 1922-nucleotide messenger RNA. RefSeq names its product carbohydrate sulfotransferase 5-like. Bases 1 to 1188 code for a protein of 395 amino acids. The record is from RefSeq and is a predicted model, not a curated record. Gene Ontology annotation, molecular function: N-acetylglucosamine 6-O-sulfotransferase activity. Gene Ontology annotation, biological process: N-acetylglucosamine metabolic process; keratan sulfate proteoglycan biosynthetic process; carbohydrate metabolic process. Lineage: Eukaryota; Metazoa; Chordata; Aves; Charadriiformes; Laridae. Gene Ontology annotation, cellular component: trans-Golgi network; Golgi membrane. The transcript has a single exon.
AUGAGAAUGGCAAGGAUUCGGAUUCCUAGCACAAUCGUUAUACUUGUUGUUAUGGUACAGACUGGAUUCUUACUCUUCAUGUACGCGCGGUACAGUAACUUCAUGCCUCGGUCUGAGGAGAAACCAUCUCAAGUCCACAUCCUCAUUCUUUCCUCCUGGCGUUCGGGAUCUUCUUUUGUUGGUCAACUUUUCAGCCAGCACCCCAAUGUCUUCUACCUGAUGGAGCCUGCAUGGCAUGUGUGGGUUACGAUGUACCAGAACAGUGCUAAGGUCUUGCACAUGGCAGUGCGGGACCUAGUCAGGUCGGUCUUUCUGUGUGACAUGUCUGUGUUUGAUGCUUACAUGCCUUGGAAAAGAAACUUAUCAGAUCUUUUCCAGUGGGCAGUGAGUCGGGCUCUGUGUUCAGCUCCUGCUUGUGACUCCUUUCAACGUACUGACAUAACCAGUGAAAUGGCAUGCAAGACUCUUUGUGGACGGUACCCAUUCAGCAAGGUGGAGGAAGCCUGUAAAACUUACAGCCAUGUUGUCAUCAAGGAGGUUCGAUUCUUUGACUUGAAGGUCCUCUACCCUCUUCUCACUGAUCCAUCCCUGAAUCUCAAAAUUAUUCACUUGGUCCGUGAUCCCAGGGCAGUCGUCAAGUCCCGGGAACAAUCGGUCAAAGCAUUAGCCCGUGACAAUGGAAUUGUUUUGAGUACCAAUGGCACUAACGUGGAAGACGGCAAAUACAAGGUAAUGCAAGAGAUUUGUAGAAGUCAUGUUCAGAUUUAUGAAACAGCUACUCUAAAACCACCUAAUUUCCUUAAAGAUCGCUAUUUAAUGAUCCGUUUUGAAGAUCUGGUAAGAGAUCCGUUGUCAGAAAUCUCAGAAAUGUAUAAAUUUGCAGAUCUUAGUUUGACCCCCACGCUCAAAAGCUGGAUCUAUAAUAUCACACAUGGACAGGGAUCAGGAAAAAAAAAAGAAGCCUUCAAAAUCACAUCUCGAGAUGCAGUUAGUGUUUCACAGGCCUGGAGAAAUGUUCUCUCCUUCCAGAAAAUUAAGAAAAUACAGGAAGUUUGCAAAGGUGCUAUAAACAUGCUCGGCUAUCAGCUGCUGGAUUCAGAAAAAGAACAAAAAGAUCUGUCAUUGGACUUAGUGUUGCCAAGACGACAAAAUCAAUUCAGUUGGUCAUCAUUUAAUGCAAAACACUGAGACAUUAUUUUUGAGAGAUCUGGGGGGUGGGUCGGGGGUGUGUAGGUGGCUGAGUAUUUGUCUACUGUGCAGCAUAUAGGUAAUUUGAAAAUCCUUGGGUGGAGAGUUUAACUUCUUCUGUCUGCUGUUUUACUGUAAUGGAAGGCAUUUUUUUCCCACAAGUUUCUUACACCACAAAACCAAAAAAAAGCAUCAGAAAUGCCGCGAGAUACUUGUCAGAUCGCAAAUUUACAACUGAGCUGUACUGUUCUCAAAUUGUUUUAAAAAUAUAAUUUAAAUACUAUUAAAAGAUGAAUUGUCAAAGAUGUCUUUGUUCAUUGAUAAUAGUUCACUUCUGUUUUCAUGCUUUAGAUAUUUAAGAAACUCGGUUCUUAAUUUGUAUUAUUGGAACAAUAAUAUCUAGCCAAGGUGUAAUAAUGACAAGGGAUAAUAGGAGUUGCACUUUUCUAAGGACGAUUCUUGGGCCAAAUUCUAACACAUUUUGCAAGUGUUGGGAAGUAGUACCCCUGAAAGCCAGAAGGUCAGUCUUUCUGAUGGGUGCUGGCUUCUUACCAUUGUGCCACCACCAAGCACAAACAACAGAUAUAUUUCUCCUAAACCCAUUCUCAGAGGCAGUUGUGAAAAUAAACCAUUUUCAGCCCAGCCUGAGAUAAGCACUUGAAAUGUUAGUCCAAAUUACUGUUUUGGAGACAAUGGUGGGAAGUGCCAAGCAACUUACAACCAGUGCAACCUAU